Pungitius pungitius (ninespine stickleback) is the source of this 2725-nucleotide messenger RNA. Its product is annotated as NXPE family member 3-like. Lineage: Eukaryota; Metazoa; Chordata; Actinopteri; Perciformes; Gasterosteidae. The coding region runs from base 32 to 1696 and encodes 554 amino acids. The transcript has 6 exons. The record is from RefSeq and is a predicted model, not a curated record.
GUGCUUUGCUAAAAGUUGAAGACUUGCCACCAUGAAGACCACAUGUACAAGACGGGAUUUCAGCAUCAUCUUCCUCUUUGUGAUGGUCUAUGCCUUGAUCUUUGUGCUACAUCAAAUGGACAUUCUGCAAUUUCAGCCUGAAGUCAACUCCACCAUCAUCAUGCCACGAGUCUCUCCUCAUCGUAUUGUUAAUCACAGAUUCUGCACCUUCCAGCCACGGUCCCCCCAGGAUGCUUUGGAGGAACGCCUCAUACUAGACUCCAUUGCUCGGCCUGAAAAUCCACUUUUACCAUCUCCUAAUUCCUUGGAGCAGACAACUGAUCCAGCCCACAGCACCUUCACCAUCCUCCCAGGGAGGAAAGGGGGGCAGUGGCAUGUAGGGGACCAGCUGGAGGUUAUGAUACAAACCUUUGACUUCCAAGGUCGUCCCAAGAAGUCUGGGGGGGACUUCCUGACCGCCCGUCUGCACAACCGGAAGCUUGAAGCAGGUGUGGCUGGGCAAGUUGUGGAUCAUCUGAAUGGGAGCUACUCUGCUGUAUUCUCUUUGCUCUGGGAAGGAGACGCACGUGUUGAGGUGACUUUGGUUCACCCUGGCGAAGCUGUCACUGUGCUAAACAGGAUAAACAGACAACAUCCCGACAGGAUUUACUACAAGAGCCUCUACCGCUCAGGCUCACUCUCUGAAACCACCGUCUGUAACGUCUGCCUGCAGCCAACCCAACAGCCUUUGUGUAACCACACUGACCUUCGUACAGGCGAACCUUGGUUCUGUUUCAAGCCAAAGAACUUGAGCUGUGAUACCAGGAUCAACCACUUCAAGGCAGGAUACAAUCAUUACCUCUCAGCCGAGGAGGAAAAGCUCUUUCAGAGUGGCGUUAACAUGAAAGUCUCCAUUCAGGCUGCAGGACCUUCCAACAUCACUGUGUUGCCAGAGGAUGGUCAGCUCAAGGUGAAGAGCAGCUCAGUGACAUCUCUACCAUCUGGUUAUUACUACCAGGGUGUGUGGCGAGCUCUAGGAGGCAUCACAGUAUCUCAAUUUAACACAUCUGCCAUCACGCAGUGUCUGAAAGGCAAAGCAGUUCACAUGUAUGGAGACUCCACAGUGAGGCAGUGGUUUGAAUUUCUCAACGCAGCUCUACCAGGUCUUAAGGAAUUUGACUUGCACAACCCCAGAUACGUUGGACCUUUUAUGUCUUUGGACAAUCAAAACAACAUCUUGGUGAGGUUCCGCUGCCACGGUCCUCCUCUUCUUUGGCCCACUAUCCCAAUCAGAGAGCUUCGUUACAUUGCUAAUGAGCUAGAUGACUUGGACGCAGGCCCCAACGACGUCGUAGUCCUUAGCAUCUGGGCUCACUUUACCACUUCCCCAAUGGAUUUCUACAUCAGGAGGCUUCAGAGCAUCCGUAGGGCGGUGGUGCAGCUGCUGGACACAAAUCCAGGCACGCUGGUCAUCGUCCGGACUGGAAACUCAAGAAGUUUGAACGAUAAAGUGCCCCCAAUGGACAGCGACUGGUAUUCGCUGCAGUGUGAUAAGGUGCUCAAAGCCAUGUUCAAAGGACUGAAAGUUCAUCUGAUCGAUGCCUGGGAAAUGACCCUGGCCCACCACUUGCCGCUAGACCUCCACCCACCACCUCCCAUUAUUGAGAAUAUGGUAAACUCUAUGUUGUCCUAUGUAUGUCCUCAAAAGCACGGUUAGAUGUUUGUGUUUUUGGGGGGUGCCUACUGUGUAUUUUAACACUCUGUAAGGUUAUCUUAGUUUACAGCAAGUGCUGCGUUUUAUUCAUCAAUCAAUGCUCAGACCACAUCAAUUCUCUGAUUAAAUCACAAAUUGCCCUAAAAGGCCUUUACAAUCUCCACACAUGCAUCAUUGAUUGUCCCGAGACCCUCGCUUCGGAAUAAGAAACUUUACACAAAUCUGAAUAUUUUGUGGAGAGGAAGAAAACUUAGAUGAAAGAAACCCUUUUCCAAGAUGGGCAAAACUCAAUAGAUUUCAUUUAUGCAGAAUUAACUACAUAACUGAGUUGCACAUUAAAUUCAAAAUACGGAAAUAAUUUAUACAACUAGAAAAUGUAUUUCAAGCUAAAAAUUUGAUUUUUAAAUACAGAAAUACAGAAAGGAGACUCAAUGUUAUAUAUUCAAUCAAUUGGUCAAUUGGUCGCAUGUUAUUAUAAUUUAGAAAAUGGUAUUUUUUGAAUGAAAUAUGUUGCAGGAGCCUUGCUAUGACAAAUAGCAUCAUGUUUUUCUUUGUCUUUUGCGGUCUCUGAAUGUUAGUAAUAAGCUUCCCCCUCACUUACUCCACUGAACAGUGGAAGCCCACAGGUCUCCAGCCGGUCCUCUGGUCAGCCCUUCUCAUCUGGACGGGAGUGAGAUUUCACUUUGCCCGUCAUGGUCACCCUGGAUGUAGUGCAGGAAUAGAAAGUAAUUCAAGCUAGCUCUAGCUCUUCAUCUUGUACAGAAAAUGUGAGCAUUGCUUUUUAUAGUCAAAGGGCAGGCCUGGACCUACUGCAGGAACCGAGACAGGCCAGGUAAUAAAAGUAAUUGUUAUCCUCCAUCAUUUUCACUUUUCUGUCUGGGGUAUUAGGCUAAACCCGCAUGAGAAAAAACAGUGAGGUAGCAGCAAAGAAAUGGACUUCUUUCAAAAGAAAGUGACUAAGACAAAUUACAUUUUGUUUAUUGAAUCAGUGAUAUAACAUGGAGAUUAGUUAACCAGGCUUUAAAUAAAAUA